AUGAUCAGUGAAUUUGACGACAAAUUCAAAACAUCUGUCAGUGAGCCUGAUGAAGCCAAUGUCUCCCGAAGUGUACCUGCCCAAGCACCACAAGAUGUUCCUCUUCAGGCCAAUGUAACUCGUAUCGUUGACCGAUUUGAUAUUGAACCUGCUAAUACUGAUCCCAGAGUAAUCUUGAAGCGAGCUCAGAGGCAAGCCAAAACUCAAGGAAAAAGUCAAUUGUUUUUCAUGAAAAGCUCCGAUCAAAAUGUUCGUGGAGAUCGGCAUCGAGUUAGUGUCACUGAGCACAGUAAAAGGAGAUUUUCAGCUAAUAGCCAAGGAACAAUAAAUCCGCCAGAAAAGGUGUCGGCUGUCCUAGCAUUCGGGGACUCCUUCCUUGAUCCUGGGAAUAAUGACUACAUCACGACACCGCUCAAGGCAAACUUUCUUCCAUAUGGAAAGGAUUUUAUGGGUGGAAAACCAACUGGAAGGUUCUCCAAUGGAAAAAACAUAGGCGACUUUUUCGCCGAAGGAUUAGGCGUCAAGGAAUAUCUUCCAGCAUAUCUCGACCCUUCCUUACAAGACAACGAUCUUCUCACGGGUGUAAGUUUUGCUUCCGGUGGCUCUGGAUAUGAUCCACUAACAAGCACCGUAUCGGCUGCUAUACCAAUAUUGGACCAAUUGAAUUUGUUCAAACAAUAUAUUGGGAAUCUCACAAGGAUCGUUGGGGAAGAAGCUGUGAUGAAUAUAAUGAAAAAUAGUGUAUCUUUGGUAUGUUCAAGCACAAAUGAUCUUGUUAUAUCUCUCCCAGCAAGAAGCAUACUAAUUGAUGUCCCUACUUAUGAUCGCAUGUUGGUAAACUUGACCUUGAAUUUUAUACAGGAACUAUACAAACUAGGAGCACGAAAGAUAGUUGUCUUUAGUGCACCCCCGACAGGAUGUCUUCCUAUAGAGAGAACAUUAAAUGGAGGUAUACUUAGAAUGUGCGACCAAAAAGAAAAUGAAGCAGCACAAUUGUACAACAACAUGGUAAAAGAACAGCUCCCAGUUCUUGCAAGUAAUCUUCCUAAAUCAAGGAUUGCUUUGGUCGAUUUCUACAAUCCUCUAAUAAACAUCAUCAAUAACCCUCAGCAAUAUGGUUUUCAAGUUGUUAAUAGAGGCUGUUGUGGAACUGGAUUGGUAGAGGUGUCUUUUUUAUGUAACAGGCUUAGCCCAACGUGCCCAGACGACACUAAAUACUUCUUUUGGGAUAGUUUCCACCUAACAGAGAUUGGAUGCAACAUAUUUGUUAAUCAGACUCUACCAAGUUUGGUGGAUAGUUUGUUCUAGUAUAGGUUCGAUCGUGUGACAUAGAUUGUGCACACUUGGUCACAUAAUUAAAUAAAACAAUGGAAAUGUAUUCGAUUUUAAAUCUGAUUAAUGUAAACUUAGCCUUUGUUCGGC
Lactuca saligna is the source of this 1422-nucleotide messenger RNA. The record is from the annotation of a GenBank genome assembly. Lineage: Eukaryota; Viridiplantae; Streptophyta; Magnoliopsida; Asterales; Asteraceae.